This is a messenger RNA of Protopterus annectens (West African lungfish), 2187 nucleotides long. RefSeq names its product extensin-like. The record is from RefSeq and is a predicted model, not a curated record. The transcript is spliced from 2 exons. Bases 1 to 2187 code for a protein of 728 amino acids. Lineage: Eukaryota; Metazoa; Chordata; Ceratodontiformes; Protopteridae. Gene Ontology annotation, molecular function: calcium ion binding.
AUGAAGAAAGCCCAUCUAGCACACAUCGCUCACAUUCAGGUAGCACCAGAGUUCAAACCAGGACAUGUAACUAGUAUACCCCAGGGUCGUGGUCCUGGACGUAGCCAUGAAGAAAGCCCAUCUAGCACACAUCGCUCACAUUCAGAGGGUAGGAGAAGGCGUGCUCAUGAGAAUCAAUGCUGGAAGGAUGCUGAUACCACCAAUUAUCCCCCACCUACUCCGGUGCAUACAAUUAAACCCAAGGAACAGAAUGAUGCUGAUACCACCAAUUAUCCCCAACCUACUCCGGUGCAUACAAUUAAACCCAAGGAACAGAAUGAUGCUGAUACCACCAAUUAUCCCCCACCUACUCCCGUGCAUACAAGUAAACCUGAGGAACAGAAGGAUGAUGAUACCACCAAUUAUCCCCCACCUACUCAGGUGCAUACAAGUAAACCCAAGGAACAGAAGGAUGAUGAUACCAGCAAUUAUCCCCCACCUACUCCGGUGCAUACAAGUAAACCUGAGGAACAGAAGGAUGAUGAUACCACCAAUUAUCCCCCACCUACUCAGGUGCAUACAAGUAAACCCAAGGAACAGAAGGAUGAUGAUACCACCAAUUAUCCCCCACCUACUCAGGUGCAUACAAGUAAACCCAAGGAACAGAAGGAUGAUGAUACCACCAAUUAUCCCCCACCUACUCCAGUGCAUACAAGUAAACCCAAGGCACAGAAGGAUGAUGAUACCACCAAUUAUCCCCCACCUACUCCAGUGCAUACAAGUAAACCCAAGGAACAGAAGGAUGAUGAUACCACCAAUUAUCCCCCACCUACUCCGGUGCAUACAAGUAAACCCAAGGAACAGAAGGAUGAUGAUACCACCAAUUAUCCCCCACCUACUCCGGUGCAUACAAGUAAACCCAAGGAACAGAAGGAUGAUGAUACCACCAAUUAUCCCCCACCUACUCCGGUGCAUACAAGUAAACCCAAGGAACAGAAGGAUGAUGAUACCACCAAUUAUCCCCCACCUACUCCAGUGCAUACAAGUAAACCCAAGGAACAGAAGGAUGAUGAUACCACCAAUUAUCCCCCACCUACUCCGGUGCAUACAAGUAAACCCAAGGAACAGAAGGAUGAUGAUACCACCAGUUAUCCCCCACCUACUCAGGUGCAUACAAGUAAACCCAAGGAACAGAAGGAUGAUGAUACCACCAAUUAUCCCCCACCUACUCCGGUGCAUACAAGUAAACCCAAGGAACAGAAGGAUGAUGAUACCACCAAUUAUCCCCCACCUACUCCGGUGCAUACAAGUAAACCCAAGGAACAGAUGGAUGAUGAUACCACCAAUUAUCCACCACCUACUCCGGUGCAUACAAGUAAACCCAAGGAACAGAAGGAUGAUGAUACCACCAAUUAUCCCCCACCUACUCCGGUGCAUACAAGUAAACCCAAGGAACAGAAGGAUGAUGAUACCACCAAUUAUCCCCCACCUACUCAGGUGCAUACAAGUAAACCCAAGGAACAGAAGGAUGAUGAUACCACCAAUUAUCCCCCACCUACUCCGGUGCAUACAAGUAAACCCAAGGAACAGAAGGAUGAUGAUACCACCAAUUAUCCACCACCUACUCCAGUGCAUACAAGUAAACCCAAGGAACAGAAGGAUGAUGAUACCAGCAAUUAUCCCCCACCUACUCCGGUGCAUACAAGUAAACCCAAGGAACAGAUGGAUGAUGAUACCACCAAUUAUCCACCACCUACUCCGGUGCAUACAAGUAAACCCAAGAAACAGAAGGAUGAUGAUACCACCAAUUAUCCCCCACCUACUCCGGUGCAUACAAGUAAACCCAAGGAACAGAAGGAUGAUGAUACCACCAAUUAUCCACCACCUACUCCGGUGCAUACAAGUAAACCCAAGGAACAGAAGGAUGAUGAUACCACCAAUUAUCCCCCACCUACUCCGGUGCAUACAAGUAAACCCAAGGAACAGAAGGAUGAUGAUACCACCAAUUAUCCCCCACCUACUCAGGUGCAUACAAGUAAACCCAAGGCACAGAAGGAUGAUGAUACCACCAAUUAUCCCCCACCUACUCAGGUGCAUACAAGUAAACCCAAGGAACAGAUGGAUGAUGAUACCACCAAUUAUCCACCACCUACUCCGGUGCAUACAAGUAAACCCAAGGAACAGAAGGAUGAUGAUACCACCAAUUAA